GUCUGGACGCUAGAAGAAAAAGCGAGUUCGAUAUACCGAUCCUUUCGGCUUCCGUACAUAACAAUGCGGGAUGAUAAUGCGGAAGCUCGUUUGACAGGUUUUCGGGGCGUGUCAGUUUGUAAACAACAAAGCUGAUGCUUCAAACAGAGAUCUUCCUGUGACCAAAAGACUCCUGAACACUGAGGACUAUCAGAAAAGUCUCUGUCAACACAAUGGCACCACCAACCCCUCUGUCCAAGGCCAACACCACCUUCUCUCUGGCUUUGCUCAAAAAGCUGAGAGAUGGCGACAGCACUGCAAAUGUCUUCUACUCCCCUUUCAGCAUCUCCUCAGCCCUCGCUAUGGUGAUGCUGGGGGCCGGCGGCAACACACACACACAGAUGUCAGAGUGCCUGAAAACCAAGGACUGCCAGGAUGAAGUCCAUGUCAGCUUUGCCCAGCUGCUGAAGGAGCUCAACAAGGCUGACGCUCCGUAUGCCCUCAAUGUGGCCAACAGGCUGUACGGGGAGCAGUCCUACCAGUUUGUUGAGGAUUUCUUAGGGGAAACCAGGAAGCACUACAAUGCAGAGCUGGAGUCUGUGGACUUCAUAAGCAAGUUCGAGGCAGCCAGGGUCAACAUCAACAACUGGGUGGAAGAAAAGACACAAGGUAAAAUUAAGGACGUGCUGGCCGAGGGUGUGGUGGACAGCUCGACCAUGCUGGUGCUGGUCAACGCCAUCUACUUCAAAGGCCACUGGAACAAGCAGUUUAAGGAGAGUGCCACACGUGAUGGACUAUUUAAAGUCAAAAAGAAUGUCACCAAGCCUGUGAAAAUGAUGUACCAGGAAACCAAGUUCCCUCUUGGGUACAUCCGUAAACCCUGCUGCUGCCAGAUCCUUGAGAUGCCUUACAAAGGAAAGGAGCUCAGCAUGCUCAUCUUUUUACCAGAUGAGUGGGCAGAAGGCGAAGCAGGUCUGGAGAAGCUGGAGAAGGAGCUGUCCUAUGAGAACUUUGUAGAGUGGACUCGUCCUGACAUGAUGAAGGAUAUUGAGGUCGAGGUGGGGCUACCUCGGUUCAAGAUGGAGGAGAGUUAUGAUUUGAAGAAUGUCCUGAUGAGCAUGGGCAUGGUGGACGCCUUCGACAUGGGAAUGAGUAACUUCUCUGGCAUGUCCCCUGCCAACAACCUGGUACUGUCCAAAGUCGUCCACAAGGCUUUCGUGGAGGUCAACGAGGAGGGAACUGAGGCUGCUGCUGCCACUGCUGCGAUAGCUACUUAUAUGUGCGCUGGCCCCACCUUCAUGGCAGACCACCCCUUCCUCUUCUUCAUCCGACACAAUCCCUCCAUGAGCAUUCUCUUUGCUGGCCGAUACUGCUCCCCCGAGUGAGCGCUGCAUCAUUUAAAGCAGCUAUUCUCAACCUUGGGGUCCCGACCCCAAGGUUGAGAAUAGCUGGUAUAUGGGACUAAAGGUUCUGCAGAAAGAAAAUGGCAAAUCACUCUGCACCAUUUGUGCACAUUUUCAUCUGUGUUUUUGUUCUCAAGACCAGGAAAAAAAAAUCUUCUACGUUGUUGCAUUAGGGGCUCAGUGGGAUUAAAGCCUUUUUAAAAAGU
Molecule: messenger RNA, 1588 nt
Organism: Centropristis striata (black sea bass)
Lineage: Eukaryota; Metazoa; Chordata; Actinopteri; Perciformes; Serranidae
Product: leukocyte elastase inhibitor-like
Exons: 9
Coding region: 213-1364 (383 amino acids)
Biological process (GO): negative regulation of endopeptidase activity
Molecular function (GO): serine-type endopeptidase inhibitor activity
Source: RefSeq, a predicted model, not a curated record